This is a messenger RNA of Contarinia nasturtii (swede midge), 1064 nucleotides long. RefSeq lists its product as uncharacterized. Bases 1 to 828 code for a protein of 275 amino acids. The record is from RefSeq and is a predicted model, not a curated record. Lineage: Eukaryota; Metazoa; Arthropoda; Insecta; Diptera; Cecidomyiidae. The transcript is spliced from 2 exons.
AUGAAACGGUUUCUAUUUUAUAUAUUUGUGUCGAUUUUUGUUUUUGAUCAGGCUUGGUCUAAAACAACGUAUAAAGAAAUAGUUGAGCACUUUCAUCGAAAGGCUAAAGCUGAGGCAGCAUAUGUGGAAAUUGAUUGGAAUAAAAAAUUGAUGCCAUUGUUCCAAACCAUUCAAAUGACUGAAGAGGUUGCUGAUGUAUUUGAACCUUGGAAAGGAAGUACUAACAUAACCCUAAAAUUAUCAUUUGAAAUACUCAAAUUGCCUCACACGCCAUAUACGAAUGCACUAGAUUCGGUAAAAAACGAUAUUUUUAAGACUGAAGAGAAGAUAAAUAAACUAUCAAAGGAAAUAGUUGAUGGAAUGAGUGCAGAUAAAGGUGAAUUAAGUGAUAUUUCUACUUCACUGAUGAAAAAUUACCGAAAAUGGCAAAAGAAACCAAUGAAUCAUGAGCAAAUUCUGAUGAUAGAAACUCACAUUGAUUUGAGAUUAUUUAAUCGAAGAGCACAAUUACAACAAACAAGUGUGAAAAAAAUGACCGACGUGGUUAAUGCAAAACGUUGGCUUACUAUAGAAGCACAAUCAUUUAUUAAUAAGUUAAAUGAUAUCAAAAAGAUGGCUAAUAACAUAAUAGAAUUAUCAACCAGUUUGGAAACAUACAAAAGAAACCAGGACGAAAUGUAUAAUAGUCUAAAAGAAGCUGGCGACGCCAUUGAUGAAAAUCGUUGGGUUCGGCCACUAUAUGUAGAUUUUUUGUUUGGAUUCAAAACAGAUCUCUCAUUUUCGAGAGCCGAAAUAGCAAAGAGUAGUAAGAGGAAGUCCAGGUCAUAGAUUGUUCCUAAUGAAAUGAGAACAUUUAUAUUGCAAUCGCUAUCAUAAAUCAAUAGAUCUUGGUUUUUAAUGAGGGCUAGAUUUUACACUCUUUUCCGAGCAUAAAAUACUGUCAUUCCACUUUGGAUAGAUAUUAAAAUCAACUAUGUAUAUUAAAACAAAAACAAAAAAAUUGUCUUUUUAUUAUCUUGCUUGAAUAACUAUCGAUGAAUAAAAUAAAUGUUCAUACAACAAAA